Molecule: messenger RNA, 2447 nt
Organism: Pogonomyrmex barbatus (red harvester ant)
Lineage: Eukaryota; Metazoa; Arthropoda; Insecta; Hymenoptera; Formicidae
Gene: Rho1
Product: ras-like GTP-binding protein Rho1
Biological process (GO): small GTPase-mediated signal transduction
Molecular function (GO): GTPase activity; GTP binding
Source: RefSeq, a predicted model, not a curated record
CCGGCCGAAGUGGUGCGAGGGUGCGUGGUGCGCCGUGCGUGCGAGCGUCAUAAACGUGUUCGAGCGCGUUGGAAAUCCCGCCGGGACGUCGGACUGGGUACGGUACUAAAAGAGGGAAAAAAGGAAGGAAUCUCCUCCUCCGUGAGUCGAGUGAGUGAGAGAGAGAGAGAGAGAGAAAGAAAGAGAAAGAGAGCGCGCGCGAGACGGGGAUAAAUAGAGGGAGAAAGAGAGAACAGGUCGCGCGAGGAGGCCCCGAGGGAGUGCCAUGCGUCGCGAAUCUCGUCAGCUCGGUAUCGUCGCGCGGUGAGGUGCGCUUUAAACACGGUGGCUCAACUCAGCUAAGCUCAACUCAACUCAAUUCAAUUCAAUUCAAUUCAAUUCAGUUCAGUUCAGUUCAGUUCAGUUCGGUUCAGUUCAGCUCGAUUCGACUUGACUCGGCGUUCUCGUGUACUCGCGCGUCGUUCACACGAUUCGUGUUUAGUCUACGUCCACGUCGUCAUCGUUAUCUUCAUCGCCGUUGCCGUCACCGCCGCUGCUGUUAAGCGGCAGUCCGUACGACGGAUCUCUUGGAAUGCUUUCGGGCUCUACCUGACACUACGUGGCCGUUUAAUCCAAGACGCUGAAAGAAAGACUAAAAACAUGGGAUGCAAUGUGGGCCGAUGCCUCGGUCCACGCAAUACGAGGUAUCCUGGAUCAGGAUUCAUGGCAGCCAUUAGGAAGAAGUUGGUUAUUGUAGGCGACGGUGCUUGUGGUAAAACAUGUCUACUCAUAGUGUUCAGCAAAGACCAGUUUCCUGAGGUCUACGUACCCACAGUAUUCGAAAACUAUGUCGCUGAUAUUGAAGUUGAUGGCAAACAGGUGGAACUAGCUCUUUGGGACACAGCAGGACAAGAAGAUUAUGACAGGUUGCGUCCGCUGUCUUAUCCGGAUACAGAUGUCAUAUUAAUGUGCUUCUCCAUCGAUAGUCCCGAUUCCUUGGAGAACAUUCCUGAGAAGUGGACACCAGAGGUGAAGCACUUCUGCCCGAAUGUACCCAUUAUCCUUGUGGGAAACAAAAAAGACUUGCGUAAUGAUCCUAAUACCAUCAAGGAACUUAGCAAGAUGAAACAGGAGCCGGUCAAGCCCGAAGAGGGUAGAGCCAUGGCUGAGAAAAUCAAUGCUUUCGCCUACCUUGAGUGUUCUGCUAAGAGCAAGGAAGGUGUAAGGGAAGUUUUUGAAACAGCAACUCGAGCUGCAUUACAAGUAAAGAAGAAGAAGAGGGGCAGAUGUAGGCUUCUUUAAGAUGUUAUGACAAAUGAGCCUGUACACAGGCAAAAUUAUGGAAUUGCGGAACUAGCUGCAGAAAAGCUAGUCGUAAAUACCGCACAUCCCCAGCGGACAACAAAAAAAUAAAAGAAAAGGUGCAAGAAAAGGCAUACAUAUAUAAUGUAUAUUGUAAUCACUACCUUGAUUGUGUAUUUUUUAACAGUAAUGAAUUGUGCUUCGAGUUUAAAUCAUUAAAACAAAAAUAAUUAUCAUACCAGCUAUCUACGUCGUACACAAUUAUCUUUAUCAUUGUAGUAAUUAUUACUAUCUCAUUAUUAUUAUUAUUAUUAUUAUUAUUAUUAUUAAUAUUAUAAUUAUAUGCAUUCUACAUCUUUGCUUUUUUUUUAUCGUAGUGGCUCUUUAUUUUGGUAAUAAAUAAAAUGAAAGAAUAAUUAAGCGAGCGGAAAAGUAUUGAUAAGAAACAUUGAAUAUACAAAACAAGUGUAACACGUGAAAUAUAGUCAAAGAACAAUGUAAGGAUUCAAAGGAACGGUUCGAGAAAACUUCGAAUCUUGCAUCGCUUUUUUUACUAAAAAAAAUAGUCGCAUUUUUGCGAUCCUUUUGAACGAAAAAAGGAAACUAACAGACAUUUAUUAUCAUACAUUAUAAAUGCGUAUAGACCUGCAGAUCAUUUGGAUCUUUAAGAUAUCAAUUAAAUUAAAUGUGUGUAUUAUUAUAUUUUAUUAUUAUACUUUAUUAUAAUUAUUGUAUUACGAUGACACUAACAUAACGGAGAUUAUAAUAGCGACUACAUUAUAUUUAUGUAUUUCGGGGAACGCGUUUCUUUUUGUCUGACCAAACCGUGACUGGACUUGCGGUUUGCACUUUUUUAUACACAUACAUACGUCAUCGAUAUCUUUAGCGUAUGAUGUACUAAACUCGGAGAUUAUCGGUCGUGUGUAUCUUGCGCACGGCGGUAUAUAUCUUGCUUUGAUUUUACCGUGUGUGCCACGAUUGUAGAGCCGAGCUGCUUCGCAAAUUUUACAUCAAUGUUCGACCUAUUUGUUUUAGCCAUAAACUCUUCCCGUUUCGCUUGCGCUAUUCUUUAUGCCAAGGUGAAAAAAGAAAGGAUGACGCUACUCGUCUUCUUUUUGUAGAUCCGUCUAAUCUGUAAGAUUUUUGUAAUAAAAUCGUGUCACAAA